GCUCUAGUUGCAGAUCUUCUAGAUCUGAUGCUUCUCUUUUUCCUCACUUUUAGGUUUUAUUUAUUUCUUGUUGCCAGAUUACUUGUUCCUCGUACUUGUGUUUCAAUAUGAAUCUUCUGCUUUCGCUGCUUCCGGAUUUGUAUUUUAGUUUCAAACUCCACCAAUCUUCGUUGUAUGUAUUGUUGAUGUAAACCCAAACUGGUGGUUUUAUUUUAGGUUUAGUAAUACGAUGGUUUAAGGCUACCUGGCCUGAGUUACCGCCAAUUCGUCAUCUCCUGUUGCUAUCGAACACGUGGGACGCCCCAGUACUGAAGAACACAAAGCCUAACAAUGAGUGUAGUUGGUUUUGAUUUUGGAAACGAGAAUUGCCUUGUUGCUGUUGCAAGGCAAAGAGGUAUCGACGUCGUGCUUAAUGAUGAGUCAAAUCGCGAGACUCCGGCUAUCGUUUGCUUUGGUGACAAGCAGCGCUUCAUCGGUACUGCUGGAGCUGCUUCUACCAUGAUGAACCCCAAAAACUCCAUCUCACAAAUCAAGCGCUUAAUUGGUCGCCAGUUUUCCGACCCUGAGCUUCAAAGGGAUAUCAAAUCCCUUCCCUUUUCUGUCACUGAAGGCCCUGAUGGCUAUCCUUUGAUCCAUGCUAAUUAUUUGGGAGAGAUUAGAGCCUUUACCCCGACUCAGGUCAUGGGUAUGAUGUUGUCCAACUUGAAAGGUAUUGCUGAGAAGAAUUUGAAUACAGCUGUGGUCGACUGCUGUAUUGGUAUUCCUGUUUACUUUACCGACCUCCAGCGUAGGGCUGUUCUCGAUGCUGCCACAAUUGCAGGCUUGCAUCCCUUGCACUUGAUCCAUGAGACUACAGCUACGGCUUUGGCAUACGGAAUUUAUAAGACAGAUCUGCCAGAGAAUGACCAGCUCAAUGUUGCAUUCAUUGACAUUGGACACGCAAGCAUGCAAGUCUGUAUUGCAGGCUUCAAAAAAGGACAGCUCAAAAUCUUGUCUCACGCUUUCGAUCGCUCCCUUGGGGGAAGGGAUUUUGAUGAAGUUCUUUUCAAUCAUUUUGCUGCUAAGUUCAAGGACGAGUACAAGAUUGACGUCUCCCAGAAUGCUAAGGCUUCUCUCAGGCUCCGCGCUACAUGCGAGAAACUGAAAAAGGUUCUAAGCGCUAAUCCUAUGGCACCAUUGAAUAUCGAGUGUUUGAUGGCUGAGAAAGAUGUUAGGGGUGUCAUCAAGAGGGAAGAGUUUGAAGAGAUCAGCAUCCCGAUUUUGGAGCGUGUUAAGAGGCCUUUAGAGAAAGCUCUCUCUGAUGCGGGCCUCACUGUUGAAGAUGUACAUAUGGUCGAGGUUGUCGGCUCUGGCUCUCGUGUCCCUGCUAUGAUCAAGAUUCUAACUGAGUUUUUUGGUAAGGAGCCCAGGCGUACAAUGAAUGCAAGUGAGUGUGUGUCGAGGGGAUGUGCCUUGCAGUGUGCCAUUCUCAGUCCGACCUUUAAAGUUCGCGAAUUCCAGGUUCAUGAGAGCUUCCCUUUCUCAAUAUCGCUUGCUUGGAAAGGAGCAGCGACUGAUGCUCAAAAUGGAGGCACUGAGAACCAGCAGAGCACUAUUGUUUUUCCGAAAGGAAAUCCUAUUCCUAGUGUCAAGGCUCUAACAUUUUAUCGUUCUGGAACAUUCUCUAUUGAUGUGCAGUACAGUGAUGUGAACGAUUUGCAAGCACCUCCUAAAAUCAGCACAUACACGAUUGGUCCCUUCCAGUCAUCAAAAGGCGAGAGGGCAAAGCUGAAAGUGAAAGUUAGAUUGAACCUGCAUGGAAUUGUCUCUGUUGAAUCAGCAACUCUUUUGGAAGAGGAAGAAGUUGAAGUAUCGGUCACAAAAGAUCAAUCAGAGGAAACUGCUAAGAUGGACACUGACAAAGCUUCUGCCGAGGCAGCUCCUGCUUCUGGUGACUCUGAUGUUAACAUGCAGGACGCCAAAGAUACCAGUGAUGCAACUGGUACUGACAAUGGUGUUCCAGAGUCUGCUGAGAAGCCGGUGCAAAUGGAAACUGAUUCAAAGGCUAAGGCUCCAAAGAAGAAGGUGAAGAAAACAAAUGUACCACUGUCAGAAUUGGUCUAUGGUGCCUUGAAAACUGUGGAAGUUGAAAAGGCAGUGGAGAAGGAAUUUGAGAUGGCUCUGCAAGACAGAGUUAUGGAAGAGACCAAGGACCGGAAGAAUGCUGUUGAGUCUUAUGUUUAUGAUAUGCGAAACAAACUGAGUGACAAAUACCAGAAUAUAUCACUGACUCGGAGAGGGAAGCAUUCCUGGCGAAUCUGCAGGAAGUUGAGGAUUGGUUGUAUGAAGAUGGGGAAGAUGAGACCAAAGGUGUUUAUGUUGCAAAGCUCGAGGAGCUCAAGAAGGUGGGUGACCCUGUUGAAGUGCGUUACAAGGAGUCGUUGGAAAGAGGGUCGGUCAUUGAUCAGCUUGGCUACUGUAUUAACAGCUACAGAGAGGCAGCUGUGUCUAAUGAUCCCAAGUUUGAUCACAUUGAAUUGGCAGAGAAGCAAAAGGUUUUGA
Arabidopsis thaliana (thale cress) is the source of this 2541-nucleotide messenger RNA. It is a transcript of the gene Hsp70-15, whose product is annotated as Heat shock protein 70 (Hsp 70) family protein. Gene Ontology annotation, cellular component: nucleus; cytosol; cytoplasm. Gene Ontology annotation, molecular function: ATP hydrolysis activity; ATP binding. The record is from RefSeq and is marked reviewed. Bases 331 to 2541 code for a protein of 736 amino acids. NCBI's taxonomy places the organism in Eukaryota, Viridiplantae, Streptophyta, Magnoliopsida, Brassicales, Brassicaceae. The transcript has 9 exons.